GAUUCCCUCUCUCCACAAGGGCUGAGCACCAUACGACCAUCUUAUCCUCAGCUAGCUAUUCAUUUUACUCUGCCUUAAAAGUGCCCCAUGUCGCCAUAUCGUAUCUCUAGGGUUCUCCUAGGCUCGCUGUCUUUCCCUGUCGACUCUUAGCUGCUACGAAGGAAAUGGUCGCAUUCAACAGCUUCUUCUCUCCAGUCCUAGUCGCUGUUCUCUACUCUUCGACAUUGGUUAAUGCCGCUCCAUGGCCUACUUCGAAGCACGCGACUCAUCGUGUCAGGACCAUUGGACGAGACUUAAAGGUGGAGACAUAUCAUCCCAAGUCUACGUAUACGACAUAUGGCUCCGGCAAAGAUACCUCAGGAGCAGCCUCGUUCAAGGCCGAAUCGUUCGAGUCAUCAGCUGUUUCAUUCAUCGCGUCUGAACUUGGGGUCAACACCUCUUCCGUUGGUUACCGAUCAGGGCAUUCGGUGGAUAACAUGAGCUAUUCAUAUGCCAAGCAGUACCACGAUGGCGUUCCAUUCGCCAACGCAGUAGCCAAUGCUGCGUUCAAGAAUGGCAAAGCUGUCGCAUUUGGCUCCUCGUUUGUCGAUACCUCAAAUGUUGCACCCUCCAUACCAAGUAUCGCCCUCGACGGCUCUCUUAUUAGCAAAGUCGAAGACACUCUCCUCGGGACCCACAACGGCGUAACAUCUCUCGAAUAUCUAGCCCAGUCCGACGGAUCUGUAGCCCUCACUCACGUCAUUCAAGUCCAAAACAAUGACACCAACGCGUGGUACGAAGCAUUUGUUGACGCUCACUCGGGUGAGAUACUCUCAGUAACCGACUUUGUGGCGCAAGCAACGUUCACCGUCAUCCCAAUAAUCAAAGACGCCGUCACCGAAGGCGAAGAGACGCUCGUUGACCCUGAAGACCUCGCUUCAUCCCCUUCAGGCUGGGUACAGGACAAUCAAACCGCCGGCAACAACGUCAUAGCCUACAAAUCCUCCCAAUCAGCAACGACCUCUCAAUCCUCCAACACCACCUUCGACUACCCUUACGACAUCACCCUCGGUCCCACCAACGGAUCCAACAUCGAUGCUGCACGCACUAACGCAUUCUACAUCAUCAACAAAGUCCACGACUACGCCUACAAGUACGGCUGGACAGAAACAUCGUACAAUUUCCAAGCCGACAACUUUGGCAAGGGAGGAGCCCAGGGUGACCGUGUAUUAAUGGGUGUGCAGGAUUCUAGCGGAACGAAUAAUGCCAAUUUCGCUACGCCGCCCGAUGGUCAAUCUGGGACGUGCAGGAUGUACAUAUGGACUCUGACGACCCCUCAACGCGAUGGAGCCCUCCAGAACGACAUCAUCGUCCACGAAUUCACGCACGGAAUUACUAACCGCCUCACUGGUGGCGGGACCGGACGAUGCCUUCAAACAACAGAAGCCGGCGGAAUGGGCGAAGGAUGGUCAGACGCUAUGGCAGAAUGGACCGAACACAAAGACUCCUCCGUACCAGACUACGUUCUAGCAACUUGGGUGUUCAAUAACACCGCCGGGAUCCGAACACACCCUUACUCUACCGAUGCCUCCGUCAACCCUCUCAGAUACUCCUCUAUCCAGAAUCUGCACGAAGUCCACGAUAUCGGUGAAGUAUGGGCAAAUAUGCUACACAACGUUUACGCAGCGCUAGUCCAAGCACACGGGUUCUCGUCAACGGCAAUGGACGAUCCCUCAGGCCCGGAAGGUAACAUUGUCUGGCUUCAUCUCUUCAUCGAUGCGCUUUCCCUCCAGCCAUGUAACCCCAUGUUGCCGAACGCCCGAGAUGCGUGGAUACAAGCUGAUCAGAACAGGUACGAUGGAGCUAAUAAGUGUAUCCUGUGGAAUGCCUUUGCCAGUCGCGGCUUGGGUAUGAACGCAACGAAUUAUGUGGAUGAUGCGAGUGUACCAAGUGGAUGUUAAGUAGAAUUACAAUACCAUCUAUUUAUCAUUUAUUAUGCCUGAUAGUCCCGACAGCACCUCCCGCAUCGAUCUUGAAUACAAAAAGGGGAAACGGAUGUCAAAGGCA
This is a messenger RNA of Desarmillaria tabescens, 2046 nucleotides long. RefSeq names its product Fungalysin metallopeptidase-domain-containing protein. The transcript has 11 exons. NCBI's taxonomy places the organism in Eukaryota, Fungi, Basidiomycota, Agaricomycetes, Agaricales, Physalacriaceae. The coding region runs from base 165 to 1940 and encodes 591 amino acids. Gene Ontology annotation, molecular function: metalloendopeptidase activity; zinc ion binding. The record is from RefSeq and is a predicted model, not a curated record.